AUGGCACAAUCAGCCCCCACUCAGCCGUCAGGUUCCCGCUACUGCAUCAUAGCUUUCCUGAACAAAGUUCCUUCUCUCACUCUCGACGAGUUCCGCGAUUACUACGAAAACAAGCAUAUUCCGCUCGUGCGACAACAUCUCAAGGCUGCGGGUGCGCCUCUGCCUCUCGUGUAUGUCCGCCGAUACCUCGAUCCGAAAAACCCGGUUGUCCCUAGCGGUCAGGGUGUUGGGUUCGACUGCGUGACCGAGCUGCAGUUCGCUAGCAAAGAAGAUUUCGAAAAGUACUGGGUGGCUCCGUUGAUGGUAGGAGAAGGUGGGAAAAUAAUGGGAGAGGAUGAGGCGAGAUUUAUGGUCCGAGAAAAGACGCUUGCGUACGUGUUUGAAAUGCAACAGACUCAGGCUGAAGGUCAAUACCAUUGGGUAUCUGAAUUCGCCCCACCCAGCUUUCAGAAAGGCCUCAGCUACUGUGUCGGCUGGCUGACCGCAAUCGCAUGGCAAGUGUACCUGGCAGGUGCCUGCUUCAUUGUUGGUUCACUCGUACAAGGGCUCAUUGCGCUAAAUAAUCCGAACUAUGUCUAUCAUCGAUGGCACGGGACGCUGUUGACUGUCGCUGUUGUCGCACUAUCAGCAGUUUACAAUGUAGUCCUCGCUAAACGACUGCCUAUUCUCGGUCAACUGCUCCUCGUCUGUCAAGUCGUUGGCUUGUUCGCUACUGUCAUCCCUCUCUGGGUGAAGGGGCCGAAAGGCCAAGCAUCUCAAGUACUUUUUCAAGUGGAAGACAAUGGCGGAUGGGGCAACAAGGGAUUGUCGGCAAUGAUUGGACUUGCACCCAUCGUUGGUGUGCUCAAUGGAUAUGAUUGCAUUGCACAUAUGUCCGAAGAGAUCAACGACGCAUCAAGAGUGUUACCAAUAGCCAUGAUUUUUAGUGUGUCGCUCAACAUAGUCCUGUUCCUGAUAAUGGGCAUCACAUUGAUCUUUUGCCUGGGAGACCUCGACAGCGUUAUCAACACGAACACUGGCCAGCCCUUCAUCCAGAUUUACUAUAAUGCAACGCAAAGUCAUAGCGGAACAAGUGUCAUGGUAGGAGUUUCAGUAAUACUUAUCGUUUUCUGUGGCGUCAACGAAGUGGCUACCUCUUCUCGCCAAAUUUGGUAG
This is a messenger RNA of Didymosphaeria variabile, 1155 nucleotides long. RefSeq lists its product as uncharacterized. The coding region runs from base 1 to 1155 and encodes 384 amino acids. Gene Ontology annotation, cellular component: membrane. Gene Ontology annotation, molecular function: oxidoreductase activity; transmembrane transporter activity. The transcript has 3 exons. Lineage: Eukaryota; Fungi; Ascomycota; Dothideomycetes; Pleosporales; Didymosphaeriaceae. The record is from RefSeq and is a predicted model, not a curated record. Gene Ontology annotation, biological process: transmembrane transport.